AUUUUCAAAGAAAAUUAUAUUAAUGUUAGUUUUUCAUUAGUCGUACGUAAAUAAUAAAUAAUAUUUUAUUCAAAAGGAUUACAACAAGAAAUACACAAAGAUGAAUGGAGGAAUGGAGCAUAAAACCCCAGGACACAAUGCAGUGCUUCAUAAAGCACCUAAAAAUUAUAAAUUGCUUAUGGAUCCAUUUCUUGUAAAGGGAGCAACAAAACUGUAUAGAUAUGAUGGAUGUGUACCUGGAGAUACUACUUAUCCGCCAGUUCAAUGCAGAGAUCCGAGAUCUCAGCUAUCAAGAAUGUGGAAUAGAUUAGAACCUGCUGACUUACCAGUGCCUAGGUUCAGAAUAGACAAAAAUUACGUGGGGAUUCCACCUCAGCUUGAAAUAACUAUAGGAAAUUUGAAUGAUAACAUUGAUAAAGCAUUUUUGGCAGAUAUGAUGAAUAAAGUGGGACCUUAUGAGGAGUUGACUAUAUUUUUUCACCCAAUCACCAACCGACAUUUGGGUUUUGCAAGAGUAGUAUUUCAAGAUGUGAAAUAUUCAAAACUGUGUAUAGAUAAAUAUAAUGGAAAAUCAGUAAUGGGCCAGGUGCUUGAUGUCUUUCAUGAUCCAUUUGGAAAAAGGUGUCAAGAAAUGUUUGAUAAUAAAACAAUGGAGAGAAAACAACACCAUACAAUUCCACCUGUUAAGCCACCGGUGUUGAUUGAGGAGGUGCGCCCGCAAAAAAUUGAUCCUACUCUCAGCAAGCGGUUAGAAGAGGUCAAAGUGUCUGAAAAGGAACCCCAUACCCGGUACAAGGACGUUGAGCACAGCGACAGCAACACCCGAUGGUCGGACGAUGAGAGAGAGUACCGACACAGACAUCGCAGCCGGGGCGAGCGAGACAGGGAGCGGGAGAAGGACAGAGACAGAGACAGAGAUAGAGAUCGAGAUCGAGACAGAGACAGGUAUCGGGAACGCUACGGUCGGGGGUCCAGCGAGACUAGCGACUCCACGUACGCGGCGUCGAGUCACGCCCCCGAGGUGCCGUAUACGCCCGCCAGCGCGGUCCCAUACGACUCCUAUUACCAACCCAGCAGUUACGCAUAUCGGUCGUACGGGUCGGGUACUCCAGCGGCGGGCGGCAGCGGCACCUGGUGGGGGGAAUGGCGGCACGGGCCUCCCCCCCACGUCCAUACUCAUUUGGAGCGACGGUCGAGCGCCACGCCUGCAUGGGCGGCUGCGACGCCCGCGCCUCGGGAACACUCGCCCGAAGCCAAGGAGCCCGUUGAGAAGGAAAAGGAUUUGCCAGUGGAGAGUAAACCAGUAGAAGCGGUAGAACCGCGCCCGCCUGAAGACAUCUCUGAUAGUAAGGAGGCCGAGGUCAAACCGCCGCCUCCCGCUGAGGAACCUAAGAACGUCGACCUUGAUACAAGGAUAGCGAUGUUACUGAAGGGUGCGAGUGGGGGCGGCGGUCUCGCGCCUCCGUUCUUAGGAUUGGGAAUAUCUUCUGAAGAAGAAGAUGAUGAGCGACUACCCGCCCAUAUACCCGACCUCGACGCCCCGCAACCGCCAUCCGACGAUGAAGGUUCGGGCAGCGAAGACAGAGGUAGUAUUAUUUCCGUGAAUCAGAAGAAAGAAGUGAAUCCGGAACCGCUAUCGAAGACUCCAUCGCCGUACCUUUCUCGAGAGUUCUAUUUGGAGUGCCUCAAAGUCACAGUCGAAUGGAAAUCGAAAAAAGAGGAACGCAAGAAGUUCCCCGCUAUGGACAAGAUCGGUUCAGAUAUUUCGUCGUCCGAAGACGAGUUACUAACUGGCGAUGAACCGAGAAGAUCGCCGCUAGCGCCACCAGACAAAGACCAGGAUAACCUUGACGAUGAUCAGAUGUCGCUGUCAUCGCUGUCGUCGACUGAGGCCAAGAUCGAGGAACAAGUUCCGGCGGAGGCUUACUACCACCCCCCGCCUGUCGCCCCUCCCCAGUACUACCAGCACGUGUGGCCGCCCACAGCGUACGGUGCGGCGCCGUACGGCACUCCAGCUCCUCUAGCGUACAGCGUAGGAUUAGCACCCCCACCAAUUCUACCGCACCACUACCAACCCUACCCUGAACCGAAGCUACCUGCGCAGGAACUGGACAACCCUCACUACCCAACUAUAAACAGGGUAAUAGAGCGAGUAACGAAUGAGCUCAAACAGAUCUUGAAGAAAGAUUUCAAUAAGAAAAUGAUCGAAAGUACCGCAUUCAAGAGCUUCGAGGUCUGGUGGGACGAACAGAGUCGCAAAGCGAGACUUCCCACUAAACCUAAGGAGGAAACGGGACAACAACCUUUGCAGGAUAUAUCCAACAAGAAAGAAGAGGCUGUGGACUCGAUAAAGUCCAUAAUGGAAUCUCGAGAGCUCGGCUUAGACUUGGGUGGUUACAGUAUGGGCAUUGGUCUCGGGUUGCGUGCAGCCAUCCCCAAAAUGCCUAGUUUUCGCAAACGCAAGAUUCCUUCGCCUGUUGUUAUAGACGAAGACUCUUCUAAGAGGCUCAGUGAUCAGGAGGAAAUGGUACAGAAUUCUGAUGAAGAGAAAGAGGUGCCCUCGUCGAGUCCUCGUACAAGAAAUACCGGAUCGUACCUAUCACGAGAGCGACGUCGUCAAUCUACUAGUUCUUCCAGGUCUUCUUCAUCAUCAUCAAGUCGGUCCUCGUCAUCGGAGUCCGGUUCCGAGAGAGAACCUAAAGGACCUGCGCCGAGGAUAUACUCCGAUACCGAUGACGACUCCGAACUGGAGGAGGCGGAGCUGAAGGUGGUUUCCAACAAGGAGAGACUACGGCGCGUUUACUCAUCAUCGGACAGCGAGGCGGAGCAGAGCCGGCGCGAAGUCACUCCCAUUCCGCCCGUGGAGGCGUCCGACGAUCGGCUGGGCUCGCCCGCGUCCCCCCCUCACGCCGACCUGCUGCUGGACCGCGUCUACUCCGACUCGGAGGAGGAGCGCGAGUACCAGGAGAGAAGACGGCGAAAUACGGAAUACAUGGAGCAGAUCGAAAGGGAAUUCUUGGAGGAGCAGCGGAAGAAAAUGGAAACGGACACGCGCCUGCAACCAGAAAAACCGCCCGACGAAAGCCCCCCAGAACCGAAAGUCAACGAGGUCCGAAGUCCAGUCAAGAAUCACGUCAAAUCUCCCGAGCGACGCGACAGCAAGCCUGAAAUGGAAGAAGGCGAGAUUAGCUCUGAGGAAGAACCGGCGCGCAGGAAGAAGGAGAGGACGAAAGAGGAGAAGAGACAGAGGGUGGUGUCGGUCAGCGAACACGAGAACAGCAAUAACGAGACCAGUGCUAGUGUUAAUGGAGUUAAAGAGGCGAGCGGCACUCAGUCGGAGACUUGGUCGCCGCAAUCGCAAGCAUCUCAAGCAUCGCAAGCGUCGCAAGUAGCGCUCGACCACUCGUACUGCCGUCCCCCGCCCGCGCCCGCGGAACGACGGCCCUCAAACCAUCUGCACCACGACCACGGAUACACAUGCAUGGCAGAGCCUGAAAGUGAACCAAACCAGAUCGAAGAAGAGAAACCCAAGAAAGAGGUCAAGAGGGUGAACAAGAGAAAACAUGGAGAGAAAAAACUUGCAGAAAUAACAAAUAACCACGAGGACUAUGAAUCGCUCGUAUACCCGAGCGUUACGUUCAAACAGCGAGACAUUAUGGCCGAAAUGCACGUCAUGUACGAAUUCCUUACUCGGGGCAUAGACAGGGAGGACGUAGAAUACUUGAGACGAACAUACGAAUCGUUAUUGGCUGAAGACGCGGCGCAAGGUUAUUGGUUGAACGAUACCCAUUGGGUGGAUCAUCCACCUACUGAUGUGUGCUAUAGCCCGCCUAGGAAGAAGUCGAAGCGGCAUAAUAAUAUAUACGAAGACUUGCAGGGUCACUCAAGUGGCUCGGCGAGAACAGAGGGCUACUACAAAAUGGACGCGCGUCUAAAGGCCAAAUACAAGUACCAUCACGGUAGAGCGGCCGCAGCAGCUAUAGCCGCUCCGCACGACGACAAGAAGGCGUCCAAGAUGCAGGGCCUGUCGAGGGAAGCGAGAUCCAACCAACGCCGUCUGCUGACCGCCUUCGGAACGGAUACGGAUUCAGAUUUGCUCAAGUUCAAUCAGCUGAAGUUCAGAAAGAAGCAAUUGAAGUUCGCCAAGUCUGGUAUCCACGACUGGGGUCUCUUCGCUCAGGAACCGAUAGCGGCUGACGAAAUGGUCAUAGAGUACGUGGGACAGAUGAUAAGGCCUAUAGUUGCGGACGUUAGAGAAGCUCACUACGAGGCGACGGGAAUAGGCAGCUCCUACCUGUUCCGGAUAGAUCUGGACACCAUCAUAGACGCCACCAAGUGCGGCAACUUGGCCAGAUUCAUCAACCACAGCUGCAACCCGAAUUGCUACGCGAAGAUAAUCACGAUAGAGUCUCAAAAGAAGAUAGUUAUAUACUCGAAACAGCAGAUUGGCGUCGACGAAGAGAUCACUUACGACUACAAGUUCCCUCUGGAAGACGAGAAAAUCCCGUGUCUGUGCGGCGCGCCUCAGUGCCGCGGCUUCCUUAACUGA
Molecule: messenger RNA, 4549 nt
Organism: Chilo suppressalis (striped riceborer)
Lineage: Eukaryota; Metazoa; Arthropoda; Insecta; Lepidoptera; Crambidae
Source: the annotation of a GenBank genome assembly